AUGGAAGAACUCAACAACCAGGGUUCAUCAUGGUGGUGGGAACUGUCGGGCAGCAACCAUGAUCACCUUACUCUUCCACUUGCCACCAUUUUAGCAAUGAUCUUUUCUAUUUUAUGGUGGAGAUGGAACUCUUCCGGCUCUUCAAGUACACCAUCAUUGCCACCAGGCCCCCUUUCCUUGUCGAUUGUAGGCUACCUUCCAUUUCUUCGUCGUGACUUACACAAAGAGUUCCAUAACAUGGCUCACAUUUACGGACCCAUUUUCAAGUUUCACUUGGGAAGCAAACUUCAUGUCGUCAUAAAUACACCUGACAUAGUAAAAGGUAGUGGUCCGUGA
Molecule: messenger RNA, 336 nt
Organism: Lactuca virosa
Lineage: Eukaryota; Viridiplantae; Streptophyta; Magnoliopsida; Asterales; Asteraceae
Source: the annotation of a GenBank genome assembly